Candidula unifasciata is the source of this 561-nucleotide messenger RNA. The record is from the annotation of a GenBank genome assembly. NCBI's taxonomy places the organism in Eukaryota, Metazoa, Mollusca, Gastropoda, Stylommatophora, Geomitridae.
AUGAAAAAAAUACAGCAGAUGCCAGACAUCCACACAGAUGUUGGUAAGACUCGGGCUCUGAUUCGACUGGCACUUGAGAGGAAGAUGCUGUCUGUAUACCUGAAACAGCUGUUAGCGGACACUGAUCUGCUGAGGAGCCUGUACAAGCGCUAUGCUUUCUUGCGAUGUGAAGAAGAGAGAGAACAGUUUCUCUGCCAUCUUUUAUCAUUAAAUGCUGUGGACUUCUUCUGCUUCACUAAUACAUUCCCUAAUUCUGUGGUACCCUAUCGAGUUUUGAUAUACCCGAGCUCCAAACUUGGCUGCUCUACCACCAGCGCCAAUGUCUGGCUGUCCGUUGCUGGCCAGCUGGGAGAGACAGGGGAGAUGGAAGUAGCCAAGAGCUUGCUGGAGUUGAAUUUUGAGCACAAAAAUCUCGGAGUGCUAACUACCCUUCGUAUUGGCCAUGAUAACAGUGGCAUGAUGCCAAGAUGGCUGGUGGAAUACGUCCUGGUUAGAAACGAGCUGACAGGUCAUACAUACAGGUUUAACUGUGGUCGAUGGCUGGGGCCGAGGAGUGGAUGA